GGUCGUCUCAACUGGAAAUGUGGAGAACAGCAACCCCCAAUUUCGCGUCAGGAAGCCGUCGCCUGGCAGUUGCUUGCACAACUUGGUUGCGUACUCGCCUCUCAGGGUGCCAAUGAUGGCUUCUCCGCUAGUACAGAAUUUGUCAGUCCGGAUGCACAAUUGUUUCAGAUAUGCAACCGUUUUGGCAUUCCUUGCAAGCUGACUGAAUUGGCCGGAUUUCAGUUUACCCAAAGUGGACCCCCAGCUCUUCAAGUCAGUCUUCUUUUGUUCUCGCGUUUGCUUUAA
Molecule: messenger RNA, 285 nt
Organism: Hydatigera taeniaeformis
Lineage: Eukaryota; Metazoa; Platyhelminthes; Cestoda; Cyclophyllidea; Taeniidae
Source: the annotation of a GenBank genome assembly